CAAAUGGGGCAAGCAGCUUUAUUACCCCGCAGAAAAGGAGGUACCUAUGUUAUGGAGCUACAUGAGUGGUAUAGAAAAUUUAUCAAUGAGUGUCCUAGUGGACUGAUAACUCUGCAUGAAUUCCGAACACAUUUCUGCAAUGGAACAGUGGGCCAUGAUUCUUCAGAAUAUGCUGAACAGAUCUUCCGAACUUUGGACAGCAAUGGGGAUGACAUUGUUGACUUCAGAGAGUAUGUUACGGCCAUAAGUAUGCUAAUACAGGGUUCGCCUGAAGAAAAACUGAGGUGGUCUUUUAAACUGUAUGACAAGGACAAGGAUGGAUCAAUUACUCGCUCAGAAAUGUUUGAAAUCAUGCAAGCUGUGUACAAAAUGAGUGUGGCUGCCUCACUGACAAAAGUGAACCCGUUGACGGCAGAAGAAUGUACAAACAGGAUGUUUGCCAGGCUGGAUAAGGACAAAAAUGCUGUUAUCAGCCUGGAUGAAUUCAUUGAAGGAGCUCUAAAUGAUGAAUGGAUUCACAAAAUGCUGGAAUGUGACCCCAAUACUGUCAAAGUGGAAAAAGCACAGAAGAACAGUCAGGCUCUGUUUUAAACUGUAAUAUUAAAAGCACUGUUUAUUUUGGUCUGCAAAAAAAAUUCUUUGACGUUAAGUAUUUUCAGGUAUUUAUUUAUUGAUAUAGUAUUAUUCAAUGUGGUAUGAUUUAACAUAAAUAAAACUAAAUUCAUGCAAACUGUUUUCAGUUUUACAAAGAAUGACAAUGCAAAAUAUAACGUUCUUGGUUUUGAUGGUGAAAUUAUAUGGGAAAUAAAAUUCUGGUGUUUUCUUCAGUCAUGUUUAUGAAAGUAAUCAACAAUACCCUUACACAUGACA
Molecule: messenger RNA, 870 nt
Organism: Erpetoichthys calabaricus (reedfish)
Lineage: Eukaryota; Metazoa; Chordata; Cladistia; Polypteriformes; Polypteridae
Exons: 5
Coding region: 4-591 (195 amino acids)
Molecular function (GO): calcium ion binding
Source: RefSeq, a predicted model, not a curated record